Phaethon lepturus (White-tailed tropicbird) is the source of this 2225-nucleotide messenger RNA. RefSeq names its product acyl-CoA synthetase long-chain family member 5 (gene ACSL5). Gene Ontology annotation, molecular function: arachidonate-CoA ligase activity. The record is from RefSeq and is a predicted model, not a curated record. The coding region runs from base 1 to 2052 and encodes 683 amino acids. The transcript is spliced from 20 exons. Gene Ontology annotation, biological process: long-chain fatty acid metabolic process. NCBI's taxonomy places the organism in Eukaryota, Metazoa, Chordata, Aves, Phaethontiformes, Phaethontidae. Gene Ontology annotation, cellular component: membrane; endoplasmic reticulum; mitochondrion.
AUGAUCUGGAUACUUCAAGUCUUGUUCUCACCGCUGCCAACACCAGCACUGAUUAGUCUUAUUGCAUUUGGAGCUGGCAUCUUCCUGUGGGUGAUAAGCAGGCCAAAACCUGUUUUGCCUCCUGUUGACUUGAACAAGCAGUCAAUAGGAAUUGAGGGAGGAGCCAGAAGAGGUGCACUUUUGACAGAUAAUAACCUGCUGUCUUACUACUUUGAAGAUGGUAAAACCCUGUAUGAAGUUUUCCAGAGAGGACUGCAUGUUUCUGAAAAUGGCAGCUGUUUAGGCUACAGAAAACCCAACCAACCCUACCAGUGGCUGACGUAUAAACAGGUUUUGGACAGAGCUCAAUACCUGGGAUCAGGGCUUCUGCAAAAAGGAUGCAAACCAUCAUCAAACCAGUUUAUUGGCAUUUUUGCUCAGAAUAGGCCAGAGUGGAUCAUUUCAGAGUAUGCCUGCUACACUUACUCAAUGGUUGCUGUUCCGCUCUACGACACUCUGGGGCCAGAGGCCAUUAUAUAUAUUGUUAACAAAGCUGACAUAAGCAUUGUGAUCUGUGACAAACCUGAGAAGGUGCAGAUCUUGCUUGAGAACUGUGAGCAAGAAAAGUCCCCAUGUCUGAAGACUAUCAUUCUCAUGGAUCUCUUUGAUAAAGAGCUCAAGGACAGAGGAGCUAAAGUGGGAGUUGAAAUUCUAGCACUGCAGGAAGUUGAGGAGCUGGGAAGAAACAACAUCAGAGAGCCAGUUCCUCCUAAGCCUGAAGAUCUUUGCAUUGUGUGUUUUACUAGUGGAACCACAGGUAACCCUAAAGGAGCCAUGCUGACACAUCAAAAUGUUGUUGCAAAUGCUGCUGCAUUCCUUAGAAGCACAGAGAACAUAGUUGAGUGUUCAAGUUCAGAUAUCACCAUGUCCUACCUUCCGUUGGCUCACAUGUUUGAGAGAGUUGUACAGACUGUGGUCUACAGCUGUGGAGCAAAAGUAGGCUUCUUCCAAGGAGACAUCAAGCUGCUAACAGAUGACAUGAAAACCUUGAAGCCAACGCUAUUUCCAGUUGUACCAAGACUGCUCAAUAGAAUAUAUGACAAGAUACAAAGUGGUGCAAAAAGCCCAGUGAAACGUUGCCUGUUAAACCUUGCUGUGACUAUGAAGACGGCUGAAAUAAAACAGGGCAUAUUUCGAAAUGACAGCAUUUGGGAUCAACUAAUCUUCAAAAAGGUUCAGGAAACCAUGGGUGGAAGAGUGCGUAUAAUGGUAACAGGCGCAGCCCCUAUAUCUCCCUCUGUCCUGACAUUUCUUAGAGCAGCAUUAGGCUGUCAGAUCUUUGAAGCUUAUGGCCAGACUGAAUGCUCAGCUGGAUGUACCUUCUCAAUGCCUGGAGACUGGACAACAGGCCAUGUUGGAGCCCCUCUGGCUUGUAAUAUCAUAAAACUAGAUGAUGUGGAAGAAAUGAACUAUUUCUCUUCUAACAAUGAAGGCGAGGUCUGCAUUAAAGGACCAAAUGUGUUCAAGGGUUAUCUGAAAGACCCUGAGAAGACAGCAGAAGCAAUUGAUAACGAUGGAUGGCUCCACACUGGAGACAUAGGGAAAUGGUUGCCAAAUGGAACACUGAAGAUCAUUGAUAGAAAGAAGAAUAUAUUUAAACUUGCACAAGGAGAAUACAUUGCUCCAGAGAAGAUAGAAAAUGUCUAUAUCAGAAGUGGUCCUGUAGCUCAGGUCUUUGUGCAUGGGGAAAGCCUGAAGUCUUUUCUAAUAGGUAUAGUGGUUCCUGAUCCUGAGACACUUCCAGAAUUUGCAGCAAAACUGGGAAUAAAAGGUUCCUAUGAAGAUGUCUGCAAAAAUCCAGCAGUGAAGAAAGCUAUUUUAGAAGAUAUGGUCAGACUGGGGAAAGAGGCUGGCCUUAAAUCCUUUGAACAAGUUAAAGACCUGUAUAUCCACACAGAGAUGUUCUCUGUAGAAAAUGGACUCUUGACACCAACACUGAAGGCAAAGCGAGCAGAGCUUGUUAAACUCUUCCAGAAGCAGAUUGAGGCCCUCUAUUCAAGUAUGCAGGAAUAAGUGGCUAACUGCAAUUAAACUGCAUGGAGUACCCAAACAUAUCCGUGACACUACAUGACCUAUGGAAAACACACAUGAGUGUAUCAGAGCAAGAACUUAAAUAUAUUGCUUCUGGUAUCCUGGGAAAAAUGACUUUCAGAUGAAGACGGCUGUAGUGUAACUGACAACUGGCA